ACCCUUCUGCUGUUUGCUGUUUGGGACUUUGACAGAUUUCUUAAAUGGCUGAAGAGGUUUUAAUUCCAUCGUCGGGAAAAAUCACAUCGCACCUGACCGGCUCUCUGUUGGCGGUGGCAUUCCUUACCUCCUUCGGGAGUUCUAUGCUUUAUGGCUACAAUCUGGCUGUGGUCAACUCCCCUGCUGUGUAUAUAAAAGACUUCUACAAUAAGACGGUUGUGAGUCGUAAUGGAACAGGACUCAGUGGGGAGACCCUGACCCUCAUGUACUCUCUCACAGUGUCUGUCUUCGCUAUUGGAGGUCUGCUGGGCUCCGUCAUUGUGGGUAUGCUGGUCACUCGCUUUGGCAGGAAAGGCACAGUGGUAAACACAACAGUGCUGGUGUUUAUUGCUGGCUCACUCAUGGGCUUCAGCAGGAUUUGUGGUUCACCUGAGAUGGUCAUCUUUGGACGCUUUAUCACAGGAAUUCACUCAGGCAUCUCUCUAAGUGUAGUACCAAUGUACCUGGGUGAGAUAGCACCUAAGAACCUCCGAGGCUUCCUGGGUCUUGUACCAAGUAUCUUUAUUGGCACUGGAGUCUUCGCCGCCCAAAUCCUCGGCCUACAUGAGCUUCUAGGAAAGGAGGAGCACUGGCCCCUGUUUCUUUCUGUGGUGGUGGUACCCACCUUCAUCCAGUUGAUGCUGUUGCCAUGGUUCCCAGAGAGCCCCAGGUACCUGCUGAUUGAGAAGCACAAUGUUCACGCCACCAUCACAGCUCUUAAGUGGUACAGGACCAAGUGUAACAUCCAGGCUGAGAUUGAGGAGAUGCAGGAGGAACAACGUUCCCUAUCAUCCAUGGAGACGCUGUCAGUAUGGAAACUGUUGCUCGAUAACACAGUCCGCUGGCAGGUGCUCAGCGUGGUGGUCAUCAACAUCGGCAUGCAGCUGUCUGGCAUUGAUGCUAUCUGGUUCUACACCAAUGACAUAUUUGAGAAUGCAGGAAUCCCUGCACCAGAGAUCCAGUAUACCACAGCAGGCACAGGAAUAAUAGAAAUCAUCGCUGGACUUAUUGGGUGUUUCACCAUAGAGAAACUGGGCAGGAGGCCUCUCAUGAUCGGGGGUUUCGCUAUGAUGGGAAUCUGCAGCGGUGGAAUCACAUUAUCCCUCAUUUUACAGGCUCACUUAUCAUUUAUGCGCUACAUCAGUGUCUGCUGUGUGGUCGGCAUCAUCGCUGGCUUUUGCAUCGGUCCAGCGGGGGUUCCCUUCCUGAUCACAGCAGAGCUGUUUAAACAGUCCCACCGCCCAGCAGCCUAUAUCGUAGGAGGAUCACUCAACUGGCUGUCCAACUUCACAGUGGGCUUCGUCUUCCCCUUCUUACAGAUGUCAGCCGGGUCGUACUGCUACUUAGUGUUUGGCAGCAUUUGUCUGUCUGUGGCCGUCUAUGUCUACGUUGUCAUCCCUGAGACCAAAAACAAGACCUUCAUGGAGAUCAGCCGGAUGUUCUCUAAGAAGGAGGCCAUUCUAGAGACCCAGGGCCUGAUCCACGUCGACCAGCUGAAGCUAAAGAAGAUGAACGGCUACGGUGGCCUGGAACACACAUCACUGGAGUUCGACAGCUCUUCCUCUGUACCUUAAUGAACAUUCAGGUUCUCGCUGGGACUACAGAUCCAGAUUGUACACAUUAACCAAACACUUACUCUGGUCGGGUAAAGCUGGACGUUUCACUUGGAUCAUACUCAGGUUCAAAACAUUGCUGAAUAAACAGUACAUUAUGUGGUUCUGAAAUGUGCAACUUCUUAUCGAUUUCAUGUUUUAGUCAGUCUAAGCCAUUAAAGAAAAGUUAGGACUAUGGAGAUGUCCUUGCUUUCAGUAAUCAUAACACUGUAUUCACCCAGGUAAUUGUUUAGAUCUAGGAACAUGGAAACAUCACUGAAAAGAAGUCCAAUAAGUCAAGAAACAUGAGCAGUCAGAUGAUCAGACUUAUAAACAUCCAGCUUAGUCCAACUCAUUUAAAAGAGAAAAUGAAGGCAAAGUCGCAGCUGACAGACCUAGGAAUGAGGCAUUAUUAGCAAAAUUUUAGGUGUACUCUCUUUUAGGGAUGCAACUAAGGCUUGAAUGAUUACUUUCAUUUUCUAUUAAUAUCUGCUGAUUAUUUUCUAAAUGAAAACUCAUUGUUUGGUUCAUACAAUGUCAGAAACUAGUGAGAAAUACACAUCACCAUCUCCUAAAGUCCAAGUUGAUGAUAUCAGAUGUCUUAUUUUAUCUGACCAACCAUCCAAAACUUAAAGACAUUCAGUUUACUAUCACAUAAGACAAAGAAAAGUGACCAAUUCACACAAUUUAGAUGCCCGAACAAAGGAAUGUUUGGUUGAUUAUCAAAAGUUGAGUUACCAAUACUUUUUCUGUCAAUUUACUAAUCAAUGAAUUUUUUCAGCUCUACUCACUUGCAGUCUGACCACCAAGUGGUUUAGAUAGACAUUUGUUUCCCACCUGUCUGAUUGUCUGACUGCUCAUGUUUUCUUGACCCGUCAUUCUUAUUUUAGUGAUGUCACCAUGUUUCCAGAUCUCAGUGAUUAAGUGCAACGCAUAACUGGCACGCAGCAGAGCUCUGCAUCAUUUAAUCAGUGGACACCUGCAGUACACACUGGGCACGUCAGAAAGAUAGAUACAGUAGCCAGGAUGUGCUGAGGCAGUGUCAGAACAGAACAGUUGCAUAGCUUGACAAGUUUUAAUCUCCGGGCACUUAUCACAAUGGGUUAGUAUUACUGGGGGUGGAGGGAGGGUGUCUAUCACGGCACUUUAAUAAAAAAUGUCAUGUUAAUUGUAGUAGUGUUUGUAAUAUAAUGUGCACUGCUUGCUGCAAGCUACCAUGUACCUGUAUCCAUUGUUUGAAUGCUAGCAGUGCUUAAGUUGUACAUACACAUGUCCCACAUGUCAGCUUAGUAACACACAAACAAUUAAAAAUAUAAUUUAAGGGUAGACUCAACAAAAUGAUCAGAGCUUGUGGGAAAUGAAGUAUGUGCAGUAUCAAUGAGUGACAGAAAUUAACCUUUUAAAAAUACAUUUUUGAAUAUUUUGGAUAUUGCAGUGAGAAAUACUCUACAAUGUGAAAUCCCAAUAUUUAUGCAUGUUUUUGACUGUCAUGUUGUUUUUGUUGCAAAGUUAUAUUACUUGUUAAUAUUGUUUCACUUGUAGUUAAAUAUAAAUCCUUGUACCAGCUCUUAAUACUCAGUCAUUUAACAGACUGUAUCAGAGCACUCUGUACUAUCUGUGCUGUACAGUAAAGUCUGUACAGUAAAGUGUGCUAAAAUGUGUUUUGUACAAACUGUGCAACCCAGUUUGUUUCAAUACAUGGAAAUAUACAUAAGCAUUUUUUUUUUAAUUGUGUUCAAAGAUAACUACGUGAAUUAAAUAAUAUUGUAAUACUG
This is a messenger RNA of Thunnus maccoyii (southern bluefin tuna), 3406 nucleotides long. It is a transcript of the gene slc2a15a, whose product is annotated as solute carrier family 2 member 15a. Gene Ontology annotation, molecular function: hexose transmembrane transporter activity. Lineage: Eukaryota; Metazoa; Chordata; Actinopteri; Scombriformes; Scombridae. Gene Ontology annotation, biological process: monosaccharide transmembrane transport. Gene Ontology annotation, cellular component: membrane. The record is from RefSeq and is a predicted model, not a curated record. Bases 45 to 1613 code for a protein of 522 amino acids. The transcript has 12 exons.